AACAUGCCAAUGCCAUAACCCCACACUGGGCACUGAGUACUGCACAAAGCAGUUCUUGUUAACUCUUCUCUCUUUACCCUCAAUCAUCAAAGCACACAAUCUGACGAAUCAAAGUAACAAACGCGGCAAAUUACAUCACUAUUAUUAAUACAGAGUGAUAAAGGAUUGAUAUUUCCAAAUCUUCUAUUUGUGAAUUUAUCGAUAUUUCCCAUUACGAAAGGCUAGACUACUGAUCUUCUGACAUCGUGCUUUCCACUACUACUACUACUCUUUUGCUCACUGCUUUUUGCUCUCAACUUGUUAGAGUAACCCGACCCCAUCAAUCUUUUUCCGCGUUGGGAUCAUCAAUUUACACCACUCGGAUCUGAUACAAUCAGCGUAUGGGCCUGUCUCUCACUCUCUUCAACGUUGUUUGUUCUAUUGUUCUUUUAUCUCUCUCUCUUAUUUUACCUUACCAUAUCCAUAAGCAAUAGUUUCAUUCAAACUAUUUGUACUAUCUCGAUUUUUGGAUGUAGCUUCUGUUAUGCUAUUUCCCUGACCAAUUUCUACUCAUUUUUACAGAUUCUUUAUUAUAGGUGAGAAUGGGGAAAGCUGCUAGAGACUGGGCGCAGAUCUACUCAAUUUAUGGUCUUGACGAUUGGCACACCCCAAUUUUCCUCUUAAUUCAUGCCAUUUUCUUCUCCGUUCUUUCAGUGCUUUUUCUUCUCUACUUCGAACCCAUCUGCUACUUCCUCCAGCAUUUCUUACUUGGUGCUAGCGCCGCUCGUUUCACCGCCGGCUUCACCGGCUCCGUCACUGCUCUCUCCGCCGUCUGCCUUUUCUUCGCCGCCGGCAACAUCUUCUACUCCUCUGUUUCCCUCCACUGGGAAAUGGCACAGCGCAUGGUCAACGCCGUUACUGACUGGUCAACCGUCAAGCAUGCUCUCGACUUAGGCUGCGGCCGCGGCAUCCUCCUCAACGCCGUCGCUUUACAGCUUAAGAAAUCUGGAUCAUCGGGUCGCGUCGUCGGGUUACAUCCGACUCCGACCCGGUCUCUCACCACUCUCCGAACUGCAGGGCUUGAAGGUGUCCAGGAGUACGUCACGUGCCGGGCGGGUGACCCGAGGACGCUUCCGUUCAGCGAUAACUACUUCGACGUGGUAGCGUCGGCGGCCUUCGUGCACACGGUGGGGAAGGAGUUCGGGCAGAAGACGGCGGCAGCGGCGGCGGAGAGGAUGAGAGUUUUGGGGGAGGUGGUAAGGGUGCUGAAGCCUGGGGGUGUAGGGGUGGUGUGGGAUCUGGUGCACGUGCCGGAGUAUGUGAAGAGACUGCAAGAGCUGAAGAUGGAGGAUAUUCGGGUUUCGGAGCGGGUCACGGCCUUUAUGGUGAGUAGCCACGUCGUAUCAUUCAGCAAGCCAAGUCAUCAUUUUGUGGGGUCCAAUGAAGUUAGACUGGAUUGGAGACUCAACAAUCUUUGUUGAAAAUUGAAAUAUAGCAUAUGAAAGUCAAUAUUGGUGAUACCGUAAGUUAUGGGUAGUAUUUUGUACUUUUUAUUUUUCUAGGGGCCUUUAUGGCAAUCUGGGGAAGCGAAGUGGAACCAGAUUCAAUAAAAAUAUCUACUACGAAUAUAUAGCAAGAUUUGAAAAUGGAAUAUACAGAGAGGGUUAUUUUCCCCAUUUUGAUGAGGGAACUUGAAUUCGUUCUUCUAUAGCUCUGAAGAAGUGUUAUAUGGUGAAUAUCUAUUGUAAUUUGUACAUAAUGUUUUAAUAUAUGAUUCUGAUUAAGGGGCUACUAAAAUUUGCUUUUUUUA
Messenger RNA from Nicotiana tabacum (common tobacco), 1789 nucleotides. The record is from RefSeq and is a predicted model, not a curated record. NCBI's taxonomy places the organism in Eukaryota, Viridiplantae, Streptophyta, Magnoliopsida, Solanales, Solanaceae.